Messenger RNA from Bradysia coprophila, 3890 nucleotides. It is a transcript of the gene mib2, whose product is annotated as E3 ubiquitin-protein ligase mind bomb 2. The record is from RefSeq and is a predicted model, not a curated record. Gene Ontology annotation, molecular function: zinc ion binding; protein binding; ubiquitin-protein transferase activity. Gene Ontology annotation, biological process: protein ubiquitination. NCBI's taxonomy places the organism in Eukaryota, Metazoa, Arthropoda, Insecta, Diptera, Sciaridae. Gene Ontology annotation, cellular component: cytoplasm.
GCAGUGAUAAAUUUUUGUUCGACUGACACUUUCUUGAGCCAAUCCCGCCUUCAACAUCAGAAAUUUUCUCGGUGAUGAAUUUAUUUUGGACAAUCCACGAAAAUCGCAAAAAAUAACAAAACUGAUGGUGCAGUGAAAGUGUCUGUGAAAUUAUACGAAAUCAAUUGGCCAUAAUGUGAAACAAAUGACAAAAGAUUGAUCACAGAAAAUGAUGUAUACAGAUCAGUAGUAGUCAUUAUAUUGUUCUAGUGGAAUACACACAUAUAUAAGAAGAAAAAAAAAGUGCUAAAGUGCGUUUGAAAGAAAUGGUCAAUGUUGAAUUCUAGAAAUAAUUAAUUAAUUCGUCAUUUUAUCAGUGCACUAUAUGAGUAUGAAUCAUAAUAUGAAAAUGUUGAUUCCAUACAUUCGGUUGUGUUGUGUUAAAUGUGCUUACGAUGGGGAAUAAAUAGAGGAUUUUUCGCAUUGACUAAAUUAGAUGAUGUCAUUACGUAAAAACCAAAUGUAACACAUAAAAAAUAAGUCCGACGGAGUGAUCGAAUUUAGUCACAUUGUUAAAUAGAACUCACAAAUUCAACACAGAACGGUUUCAUCUUUACGAAUAGAAAUUUCUACGAAAAAUUAUGUUUGCACCAGGAGUGAGGGUGGUUCGUGGACCCGAUUGGAAUUGGAAAAAUCAAGACGGCGGAGAAGGACACGUAGGAACAGUUUGUGAAAUAGGACGUUUUGGAUCGUUGCAUUCGCCGGAAAAAACAGUUGUUGUGAAUUGGGACUCAGGUCAUCGUACUAAUUACAGAGUGGGCUACCAAGGCCAAUACGAUUUAACCAUAAUAGACAAUGCACAAAUUGGUGUUAAGCAUCCUAAUAUUAUUUGUGAUGGUUGCUCAAAGGCUGGCAUAGCUGGUAUCCGGUUUCGUUGUGCGCAGUGUUCAAAUUACGAUUUAUGCGCCACAUGUUACGGAUCAGACGUUCAUGAUCUAGAGCAUCCCUUUAUUAGAUAUCAAACAACGAAUUCUGUUGGUGUUCGUGUACCAACACGCCAGAGCUCUGUUAAAGUUCAAUUGAAAGGUAUUUUCGUUGGUGCCAAAGUCGUGCGCGGACCCGAUUGGGAGUGGGGCCUUCAGGAUGGUGGCGAAGGAAAGACCGGUCGUGUAAUGGAAAUUAGAGGUUGGGACAAUGAAUCCUGUCGUAGUGUAGCUAAUGUAUCUUGGGUGACUGGGUCGACAAACGUGUAUCGAUUGGGUCAUAAGGGAAACGUCGAUUUAAAAUAUAUUCAGCCGGCUGCUGGUGGACACUAUUAUCGCGACCAUAUGCCUGUUCUAGGACAACCCGAAGAGCAACAACCAGUUGUUCAGGCAACCAGACCUAGUUACUCGGUGGGAGAUAGAGUUAAGGUUUGUUUAGACAAAGAAGCAUUAAUGAAAUUACAACAAGGACAUGGCGGAUGGAACCCUCGAAUGACUGAAUAUCUUACGAAAGUUGGAACUGUACAUAGAAUUACGGACAAGGGUGAUAUACGAGUGCAAUACGAAGGUUGUGCAAACAGAUGGACCUUCCAUCCGGCGGCUCUUGUCAAAGUCUGUACUUUUCAUGUCGGUGAUCUGGUUACGAUAAUUAACGAUGCAGCCAAAGUACAGCAACUACAAAAAGGUCACGGUGAAUGGGUGGAAACGAUGCGAAACGCUCUGAACAAAUCGGCGAAAGUGAUCAAAGUGUAUGCUGACGGCGACUUACGCAUUCAACAGAUCGAAGAUGGAUUUGCGUGGACGUUGAAUCCGAAAUGUGUCAAGUUGGAGCGGUCACCAUUGGCAACCGCAACGGAACGAUCAAAUAGCAUGAUGGACCUCAGUCAUCAGCGAGCUGACCAUGUAAUGAUGCCACUGUCCGGCCUGUCGGGAAGUUCAUCGGCCGAUAAACUGGUACGCGAAGCCGCACAGGGAAGACUCGACUACGUGCAACACUAUUUGGGACAAUAUCCGGAACAGGUUGAUGUGAUGAGCGCUGGGAAAACGUGCUUACAGGUCUCGGCUCAUCAGGGCCACAUGCAGUUGGUGAAAUAUUUACUGUCGUUAGGGGCCAACGUAAAUGUGGUUGACAAAGAGGGUGAUUCAACGUUACAUUACGCAGCGUUCGGCAAUCAACCGGAGAUAAUGCGGGUGUUGCUGAUGCAUGGAGCGGAAAUUAAUGUCCUGAAUUCGAGUCACUGUUCGGCUCUGCACAUAUCGGCACACAAAAAGCCGCCUCAAUGUGUUCGGAUUCUGUUGGAGUAUGGAGCUGAUGUAAAUAUUCAAGAUUCGUACGGAGACACGGCACUGCACGAUGCCAUUGGAAAGGAAAAUGUCGAGGUUGUUGACUUGUUAUGCUCGGCACCAAAUUUAGACCUUACCGUACGGAAUAACCGUGGUUUCAACGCUCUGCAUCAUUCGUCGCUGAAAGGGAACAGCAAUGCAAUCCGGAGAAUUCUUCAACUGGCCCGACAGCUGGUCGAUGUGAAAAAAGACGAUGGAUUUGCCGCAUUACAUUUGGCUGCGUUAAAUGGACACGCGAAUGUGGUGGAAGCGUUGGUAAAGGACGGUCAGGCCGAUAUAAAUAUACGAAACAACCGGCGGCAAACACCGUUCUUGCUGGCAGUAUCUCAGGGCCAUGCAGCAGCAAUUGAGAAAUUGGUCGAUUUAGGUUGUGACAUAUUAGCGAAGGACGAGGACGGCGACAACGCUAUGCAUUUAUGUGUUAUCAAGAAAUCGAAUUUAAUUCAGGAAGUACCUCAAGAAGACGCACCGCAAAUCUGGGCAAUUUACCAAAGUUUACAGCACAUCGUCGAAAACCGGUUGAUGUGCGCCAUCUUGUGUUACUUGGCGAAAAACGGUUGCAACAUCGAUGCCAACAAUAAGGGGAAACGAAUACUGGACUGGGUCUGCGACAAGACCGUUCAAGAUUUAAUUCUGAGCUAUGUGAACAAAUCAGCGGCUGCAACGGUGUCCGGUGAACCAUCCAGUUCGAGCGAUGGUGCCGAAUACAUAAACGUACAAUUGUCAACGCUUAAUUUGAGUGAAAGUGGCAACGGAAGCAAUAACAGCAGUGCAAACACUAGCAUGGUUGAUCCGGACCAACAACCAUCGUCGUCAAAUCCACCCACUCCAUUGCGCCGACAUCAUCAAGCCAAUAAUCGAGACAUUUCCACACCAUCGCCAUCCAAUCCAUUCAUUCAAUAUGUCGGUGAUGCCGAAGCAACGAUACCAAAGAAAUCAAACAUCGACCGAAAUCACACCCUAUCGCCUCCAUUACCCACUGAGGCGCCUACCACUUCCAAUCAAACCAAUGACAUGAAUUUAACCGAAAAUGAGUCCGUGCGAUCGAAUUUGUGGCCGCCAAAAGUAUUGCAAGAUGCUCAGUCGCACGUCAGCCGAAAGGAAUUGAACAACACGAUUGUCGUAGCCAACAAAAUUACCAAUCAGGACUCGAAUCAGCCAUUUGAAUGCAUUGUUUGCAAUGAAGUACUACCUCUGACCAUAUUCGAGCCGUGCUGCCAUCAAAUAUCCUGUGAGGAAUGUUCGGUGCGAAUGAAAAAGUGUCUAAGCUGCGGAAUGGUCAUCGAGAAGCGUGUCACACAGAGCGGUGUUCCAGUUCUACCGCAGCAACAGCAGCAGCAGCAACAACAACCACGACAACCGUCAGCGGAUCGAUUACGUUAUUUGGAAAAUAAAAUCUUAGAAAUUGAAGAGACGCAUUGCUGCAGCAUUUGCAUGGAACGGAGACGUAAUGUGGCAUUUUUGUGCGGCCACGGUGCAUGUUCAAAGUGUUCAGAGACACUGAAAACGUGUCACAUGUGUAGAAAGACGAUAGUUAAGAAAAUUAAUUUAUAUUGAAAAGAUGAGUGGAUCAUCGUCGUCGGC